AUGUUUCAUCACCUUCGGAGAUCUCUCCACUAUGCUGCAUCAUCGUCAGGUUUUCCCAAACGCAUUGGAGAUAGCUUUGCUCCCCACAAAAUAUGUACAAGAACAGUCACCCUCGAUGUUCACAUGAACUACAUGGGACGUGACAAGAAGAAACAACACAAAAAAGAAAGACGAGAUAGCGGACGGGCCAGCUAUAGGUUUGUCGAUCGGACGCGAGUUCGAGUUUCCGGAGGUUCUGGAGGGAAUGGUAGCCUUUCCUUGGAACGAAUUGGCCGCAAACACAAACGAAGGCCGGAUGGAGGGCAUGGGGGAAAUGGUGGAAGCAUUGUCAUUGUGGCAGACGAGCACGAGCAAACCCUGCGUUGGACGAAACCACAUGUGACUGCAGACGCUGGAUCACAUGGGGGUAGUGUCAACAAAAAUGGUCGUAAUGGAAAGAAUACUGUUUUGAGAGUUCCAUGUGGUGUAGUUAUUCGGAGGGUAUUGGAUUAUGACGAAGAAUGGGAUGCGCAAAAUAAGACUGUCAUCAAGCUGGAACCAGAAGUGGACGACGGUGGAGAUGUCAAGUACCUAGGAUCCCCCGUCGAGGGCAAUGACGAAAUCGACGACGACGACGAUGGCGACAAGUUGAAGCCACCCAAAUUGAACUUUGAAAAUGACGAAUAUGAUGAUAUAAUGGACGGCAGCGAGAACAUGACAUUUGUACCUUGGGGAGAACGUGAAAAGGUGGAUAUUGCGGAUCUCGAUACCCAUGGUUCCUACGCUGUGGUUGCCAAGGGUGGAAGAGGGGGUACGGGCACAUCGAUUUACACUGGAAGACAGGGUCGAUUGCCGCCCAUGGAAGAUAUUGCGGUCCAUGCCAAACCGCAAGCGGGGGAGACUGCCUUUUUGGAAUUGGAGCUCAAGCUGAUUGCCGACAUUGGUUUGGUUGGCUUUCCAAAUGCUGGAAAGAGUAGUCUACUUGCCGCAACAAGCCGAGCGACGCCGCACAUUGCCCCUUACCCUUUUACCACAUUGAAUCCACUUGUGGGAUACGUGGAAUACUCCGAUGGUACCCGAUUGUGUGUGGCAGACGUGCCUGGAUUGAUUCAAGGGGCAUCGGAAGGACGUGGAAAAGGGCAUGACUUUUUGCGGCAUUUGGAAAGGACCAAGGCACUUUUGUUUAUUGUCGACGCGGCUGGAAUGGAUGGCAGGGAUCCAGUUGACGAUCUGGAAAUUUUGGUCGACGAAUUGCAGGCGUAUGGGGAUGGAGACAUGUUGAAUCGCCGAGCUCUAGUCGUGGCAAACAAGAUGGACUUGCUGGAGGAACAUGAUAGGGAGGACGUCAUGGAUGGUCUCAUGUCAGUAGUUACGGAAUCGGGAAUACAAAUGGAAGGUGACAUUAUUGGAAUUAGUGCUGGUGUCACAGGAGAAGGUUUGGGGCUACUGACCAACUACAUGCGCAAAGUAGUUCAGCUCAGUGAAGCGGAUAAUGAAGAAAGGGACGAGUCUUCGGCUAGCAUUCUAUAA
Molecule: messenger RNA, 1509 nt
Organism: Cylindrotheca closterium
Lineage: Eukaryota; Bacillariophyta; Bacillariophyceae; Bacillariales; Bacillariaceae
Source: the annotation of a GenBank genome assembly